UUGAGCGUUGAAAUCAUUUGGCUUUGCUAGUUUGUUAUCUUUCUUUCGAUUGGGGCGUAAUAAAUAAAAAGAUAGAUUGUUCAUGAUCGACGUCAUUUUACUCUAUGGUUUAAUGGUAGGAUUUCGUUUCGUCGUUGGUUUCGUUGACCGACCAACCAACUUGUAUAGAUUGUUUUGUUUUGUGAUUUAGUUUUAAUUUAAAAGUCGCAUUUUACGUUUUAACAUAAUGCUAUCCUCCAUUGUAUCAAAUUGUGAUAAUAUUGUUGAAUGCCUUAACUCUUCGGACGUUUUGUGAUUUCCAAGCAAUAGUAGUGAUAUUUUCCCACAUAAUUAUGGUUAACUGACGUUAGACUGUGCAUCCUCAAUUAUGGCAGACUCAGGUUAUUAUCACAGCGAUUAUAUUCGUCACCCAGUAUUGCACGAACUGGGUGUCAAGUAUGGAAUCAAAACUGAGUGUAUUCCAGAAAUAGCUUUACCGUCUAAGUUGGAGGAGCUCAAGGAUGUCAUACGUAGAGAAAUACGUAAGGAACUUAAAAUAAAAGAAGGUGCGGAGAAGUUGCGCGAAGUCGCUACCGACAGAAGAUCUCUCUCCGACGUCGCCAACAUCGUCAAAAAAGCUAACAUAAAACUGAAUGAGCUUAAAUCUGACCUGCAAGAACUUGAAUCACAAUUACUGCUUUCGCGUGGUCAAUCCACUCCCACCUCACCGGAGGACCUGUCUUAUGAUGAAGAGAUUAUCCUGGCUUCAGAGGCGGCCCAACAGCAACGCCAGCUUGGAGAGGCUACAACUGAUCGUAAGUUAGCAUCACUACAAAAACAGUUGAAUAUUGAACAGAAGGUAAAACAGGGCGCAGAGAACAUGAUACAAAGUAUCACUAGCAGUAACCAAUCUCGUGAUAAAAAACUUCUUGCUGAGGCACAUCAAAUGCUUGCCGAUUCUAAAGCCAAGAUUGAGUAUUUGAAGUUACGUAUAAACAAAAUGUCUAAACAGCAAAAAGGUGACACUGCUGGAUCUAAUGGUGAUGGCAAAAGUUCUGACAUUAGUGGUGUUGAUGCUUUGUUGGAUGAACGAAUUGCUGAGUUGAGAAACAGGCUGAGAAUUGAAGCAGCUGUUGUAGAGGGAUCAAAGAAUGCUAUCAGACUGUUACAAACUGACAAGAAAGUGACUGACAAGAAAGCUUUACAAGAAGCUCAAAUGAGCCUAUUAGAGUCAUCUCAGAAAUUGGAGCUAUUACGUGUUUCCCUAGACUUGAGAAGGCAAGAACUGCCAUCUGAAAGUGCUGCAUUUAUUGAACUGGGACAUGAGAUACGUAGUACUGGGUCGAGCCCUGGAUAUGUUAGCUUGUCUGGUAGCAGUGGAUCUAGGUCUCAGUUCUUGUCUCCUGCGCCUAUGAUUAGCCAGUGUGUGCAGGUGACAGGUACUUUAGAAGUCAGAUUAAUGGGGUGCCAGGACUUGCUGGAAGAUGUGCCUGGACGUAGCCGUAGAGACCCUCUAGCUAGCCCUUCAGACUUGAAGUCCUUUGUCAAGGGUGUCGCGAUCCGGAACUCUAUGAAGUAUACAUAUAGUAUCAAAGAAGAUACAAGCAAUGAAAUCAUGGCAGUGAUGAAGUUAGACAACCACACAGUUGCCCAAACUAGUUGGAGGCCUUGUUCCCAACAAGCCUGGGACCAACGUUUUACCAUCAAAUUGGAUAAAUCAAGAGAACUUGAAAUUGGAGUACAUUGGAAAGACUGGAGAGGUCUCUGUGCUAUAAAGUUUUUGAGAUUAGAAGAAUUCAUUGAUGAUAUAAGACACGGCAUGGCCUUAGAGCUCGAACCUCGUGGUGUAUUAUUUGCAGAAAUAAAAUUUUUGAAUCCCAUUAUAUCCAGAAAACCAAAACUUCAAAGGCAGAGGAAAAUAUUCAAGCAACAAGGGAAGAAUAUUCCCCGACCAUCUUAUGGUGACAUGCACAUUCCAGCUGUUGUCUUGGGGAGAUUACUCAAGCAUUCUUCUCCAUCAAUACAAAAUAUCCAAAAAGCACAUAUUCAUCAGCAGCAAGGCAGCUUUGAAUCUACAUCUCUUGACAACAGGGAUAUUGAAAAUCCAAAUGUCACACUUGGAGGAAUGGCUGGGGUAAGACCCCUGGGCUUACCUUCCACACCAACCACCCCACAGCCUUCUUCAGCUCCACCAAAACCCACACUUCCUCUACAACCCCCACCAAAUGUCUCCACUUUGCGUAUGGAAAAAGAGCUGCAAGAAGCAUUUGCUUUCUUGGAAGAUUCUUAUACCAGGGAUAAUUAUGUUGUGAAAGAACCACAAACACCUUGUGAUGCCCCAUUGGUAGAGUAUCCACCAUCACCAUCUCCAAAACUGGUUCUUGAAUAUCCUAGCAAUGAGGAUCAAAUUGUAGAUGUCACCAGCAAUAUGAGGAUAUCAACAUCGCGCUCCUCAUCUGUUAUAGAAACAAUGGGCAAAGAACAGGAUUCCAGGCGACAGUCAAGUGACAUGUCUAUGGGCAGCUUCCGGUUAUUAAGUGUCCUUGGACGAGGUCAUUUUGGGAAAGUAAUUUUAGCUCAGUACAAACCUACAAAUGAAUAUUUUGCAAUCAAAGCUUUAAAAAAGGGUGAUAUUAUAGCAAGAGAUGAAGUAGACUCUUUGUUAUCAGAAAAGAGGAUUUUUGAGGUAGCUAAUGCAAUCAGACAUCCCUUUUUGGUUAAUUUAUUUGCAUGUUUCCAAACUGAACAACAUGUCUGUUUUGUGAUGGAGUAUGCAGCAGGCGGUGAUCUUAUGAUGCACAUUCAUGCCGACGUGUUCACAGAACCUAGGGCAGUAUUCUAUGCAGCUUGUGUAGUAUUAGGCCUACAGUAUUUACAUGAAAAUAACAUUAUAUAUAGAGAUUUAAAGUUAGAUAACUUACUUUUGGAUACUGAGGGUUAUGUUAAAAUUGCUGAUUUUGGCCUUUGUAAAGAAGGUAUGGGGUGGGGUGACCGCACUGGUACGUUCUGUGGAACUCCGGAAUUUCUUGCUCCUGAAGUAUUAACGGAAACUUCAUACACGCGGGCUGUAGAUUGGUGGGGACUAGGAGUUUUGAUAUUUGAAAUGUUGGUUGGUGAAUCACCUUUUCCUGGGGAGGAUGAGGGUGAAGUAUUCGAUUCUAUAGUGAACGACGAAGUUCGUUACCCGAGAACUUUGUCUCUAGAAGCGAUAGCAUUAAUGCGACGUUUAUUAAGGAAAAAUCCUGACAGACGAUUAGGAUCGUCUGAGCGGGAUGCCGAAGAUGUAAAGAAACAGGCAUUCUUCCGAAAUGUACAUUGGGAGCAACUUCUGCUUCGUAAAGUAAAGCCACCAUUUGUGCCAACGAUUAAUAAUCUAGAAGAUGUUAGUAAUUUCGAUAGCGAAUUUACUUCAGAAGCGGCAGUAUUGACUCCGCCUAAGGAGCCGCGGCCUCUUUCUACCACAGACCAUAAAAUGUUUGAAGAUUUUACAUACAUGGCAGACUGGUGUUAAAUAUGUUGGAUGAUCAAUAUUUCACAAAAUUGACAAAUGACCAUUGACUAAGAUAUGUGUGGCUAUGUGGGUCGCCAUACGCUCGACUAUCACAUACUUGGAUAAGUAGAAAAAUGUAAUUGAAAAAGCAAUAUAAUAUUUAGGUACGUUUAACAUAAAUAAAUCAGUUUUAUUAUUUAUAUUUUAGACCAUGGUAAUUCACAUAUCGAUUAAUGGUCUUGUAAAAAUGGAAAGGGUAAUGUGAUUGUUCAAGAUUUAUUGAAUUCUAAUAUAAGUCCCUACCCUGUCUAUAAACCAUACCCACAACAAAUUAAAAACAGUAGAUUGUACCAGCACUUGUAUUGUAGUAAACAAUAACCCCUAUUGCCUUACGAAUGAUUGAGAAAUAUGUAUUUUGAUAAUAUCAUUGUUCUCUCUACAUCAGAGUGUCUUCAGGGACCUCUUGUUAUCUUGUAUUUAAUGCUGUUAAAUGCAAUAUUUUUAAUAAUUGUGUAAUUUAAUAAGUUUUAAAUAGUGGUAAUGUUUAUUUUUUUAAAACAUCGUGUUAUAGAUUUAUAUAUUAUGUAGUUAUGAAUUGAUUAACGUAGAGGUAUGUUAUAAAUAACUAAUAAUAAGUGAAGGCGUGUCAAAUCAUAUUACGUUUUCAGUCAAUUGUUUACUUAUUCAGCGAAAUAAAGGUAUCAAAACACUAA
Messenger RNA from Plodia interpunctella (Indianmeal moth), 4182 nucleotides. It is a transcript of the gene Pkn, whose product is annotated as Protein kinase N. Gene Ontology annotation, cellular component: nucleus; cytoplasm. The transcript is spliced from 2 exons. Gene Ontology annotation, molecular function: ATP binding; small GTPase binding; protein serine/threonine kinase activity. Gene Ontology annotation, biological process: signal transduction; protein phosphorylation. The coding region runs from base 368 to 3490 and encodes 1040 amino acids. Lineage: Eukaryota; Metazoa; Arthropoda; Insecta; Lepidoptera; Pyralidae. The record is from RefSeq and is a predicted model, not a curated record.